Messenger RNA from Erpetoichthys calabaricus (reedfish), 2874 nucleotides. RefSeq names its product glutaminase like (gene glsl). NCBI's taxonomy places the organism in Eukaryota, Metazoa, Chordata, Cladistia, Polypteriformes, Polypteridae. The transcript is spliced from 21 exons. Gene Ontology annotation, molecular function: glutaminase activity; protein binding. The record is from RefSeq and is a predicted model, not a curated record. Bases 261 to 2234 code for a protein of 657 amino acids. Gene Ontology annotation, biological process: L-glutamine catabolic process.
CAAAGAGCUGGCAAAGUCAUCAGUCUCUGCAAGAAUCCUCAGAGUUAAGAGGCUUCAUUUGCAGCAUGUACACAUAGUUUACUUAUCUAUUUCAUACAAGUUUUCUUCUAAUUCUUUCUAAGGGAUAAUGCGUUUUUUCUAGAAUGCAUAAUGGUAGAACUGCUUUGUCGUAGGAGGAUUGUAUGAAGUGAAUGAGCUGGAAAUUGUUAUCUGAUGAAAAAGCGGAUGAUCUCCUAGAUUUUUACUAAGAAGUGGCAGCAAUGGAAAACAUUCAUAUACAGGAUAGUAAUGAAGACAACCCCUUUCUUUGUUUCCAGAGAACCCCAUCCCUCCGUCGAAAGUGGAGAAAACGUUAUGGAGGGCUUGAUGGUAAUAAACUACUAGAACCAAACAAAGAGGAAGAGACUCAAGAAAAUGGCUUAAUGAAAGAGUCACAUCUGGAAAGGAAUUCAUCAGUGUCAAGGAGUACGGAAAAACAGGAUACCUAUUUACCAUCAAACAACUCCAGUUUAAAAAAGCAUUCUACUCCACCGCCGCAAAAACCUGUCAAUUUAGUAAUACCUGGUACUGCUGUGGUACCUGCAUACACCAGUAAUGGAAGCCAGAGAUCCUCAUUAUCGCCGGGGGAAUCAGUCCAGGGAGCACAUAUCUUUUGGCACAACAUUACUAAAUCAGAUUCUUUGCAGCUUCAUUCCAGGAAAAAAGUGGCUGCCGAUGUGCUUUUUGAAAGUUUUGCAUCUGAAGGGAGAGUUGGGACCUCUCAGUUUUUUGAGGCAAUUUGGAGCUCUGGCAUCCGCAAAACUGACCCCAGGAUCAAAGAUUGUUACUCUCUGAUGAGAAAACUGCAGCAACCAGAUGGCAGUGUUGACAGAAAUACUUUCCACAGGUGUGUCACAGGCUUUGUGUCAUUUAUAUUGAAAGCUCUGCAAGGGAGAUUUGUCAUUCCAGACUUUCCCACUUUUACUGAAGAAACUCAAAGGAUUUUUAUGAAGUGCAAGCAGCUUACAUCAUUCAAGCCAGAACUCAACUGUCAGGAAGAAAACAGUCAAAAAUGGGGAGUGUCGAUUUGCACUGUUGAUGGACAAAGGUUAUCUCUAGGGGACUCUGCUGAUCCCUGCCUCCUAGGGGAAUGCUCCUGGCCUUUGAUGUAUGGCAUAGCUGUGGACCAGUUCAGCGUGGAUCAUAUUCACAGAUAUGUGGGAAUGGAAGAAUAUUCAAAAUAUGACUCCUCCUUUGUACUGACUAAACAUGGAACUCCUCACACUCCUCUCAUUGAAACUGGUGCAAUUAUCAUUGCUUCAUUGUUACAGCUGGCCACAGGGCUUGGUGGGGAAGACGAGGAAAAAUAUGAAACAGUAUUAAAUUUAUUUAGGAGGUUGUGCAACAAAGAACACGCAAAUCUAAAUUGUUCCAGAUACCAAUACCUGCAAAAGGAGAACAUCCGACUUCAUGCCUUGUCAUAUUUCCUCCAAGAAAAGAAAUGUUUCCCAGACAUGGCUGACAUCAGUGCAACACUAGACCUGCUGCUACAGUGCUUAUCUACAGAAAUGACAUGCGAUUCCGGUGCAGUUUUGGCUGCAUCACUAGCCAAUGGUGGCCUUUGUCCUCUGUCUGGUGACCAAAUCUUGAGUCCUGCCUGUGUAAGGAACACACUGUCUGUCAUGCAAGUAGCUGGAAUGAAUGACUAUUCGAGGACAUUUCAUUUCAAGACAUCUUUGCCAGCUAUGUCAAGCAAAAAUGGUACAAUGCAGAUUGUAGUUCCUGGAGUGAUGGGGAUUAUGUGUUGGUCCACACAGCUUGACACCUUUGGAAAUUCUUUGAUGGGAGUUCACUUUUGCCAGGAACUUGUAACAACAUUCCAGCUUCACAGCUUUGACAUCAGGACCCCUUUUCGUCAAGUGGUCACUUACAGACAAUGGAAAGCGGAGUCUGAGGGCUAUCAGAUCAUGAAUAUUUUGCUAGCAGCUUAUCGAGGUGAUGUUUUGUCCCUACGUAGGUAUUUGCUUUCAGGAGCUGAUGUCAAUUGUGUCGAUUAUGAUGGAAGGUCUGCGCUACACGUUGCUGCCUCUGAAGGGCACUUAGAAGUUAUAAAAUUUCUUGUAGAGAAUGCCGGAGCAGACCACAUGGCCCAAGACAGAUGGGGGAACACGCCACUGCAAGAAGCCACAAAAUACAACAACGCUCAUGCAGUGCAACUGCUGAAGAGAUACAAAGAACAGCACAGAUCUUUAUAGUGGCACCAGCAGCCAAGUGAAAUCCUCUACUUGAAUGCAUCAUCAUCUUCAUCACAGUGAAUAAAGAGCCACAUGCAGUAUGUAUUGUUUAUACCAAGAAGGUUCACCGUUUGUUCAGUGCAUAUCAAGAUUUUAAAAUUUCUGAAAUUGAGUAGCUGCUUUCUGUUUGUGUGUGUUUACAUUUAUAGUUGAAAAUAUUUUCUGUCUUUUUGUAGCCUUUUCCUUUAUACCAAAUGCAGGUGUUGUCCCUUCUACAUUUACUGUAUACAAAUGAGGUUGGGCUGGGGUAAGAUACCUGAUGUUGACAUUUUAAAUAAGAACCUCAGGCAGAUGUGUUUAAAUAAAUGUAUGCCCUGCACUCAGUAACCAGUUUAGCGACCAUAUUUCUCCAGAUUCACAUCAAACAUUUUAAUGCAUAGGAAGAAUUCAAAAAAAAAAAAAAAAAAUCAAGAAUUUAAAUCUUUUUUUUUUUUUUUUUAAUCGUAUUGCUCAAUUCACAUCACUUUUCCUGUAAACUCUUUAAAUAACAACAUUCAGCAUCAAAAUAUACAGCAUUGUCUUACCAACACGCUUCAAAACACUGAUAAGCAAUUGUAAAAUUACAAAAGCAAAAAUGAACAUGCACUAGUUACCUGUAAAA